Leptopilina heterotoma is the source of this 2964-nucleotide messenger RNA. RefSeq lists its product as uncharacterized. Lineage: Eukaryota; Metazoa; Arthropoda; Insecta; Hymenoptera; Figitidae. The transcript has 3 exons. Bases 46 to 2697 code for a protein of 883 amino acids. The record is from RefSeq and is a predicted model, not a curated record.
UAGUGCAAGUGUUAAAAGAAAGAAUAUUUACAAACAAAUCAAAAAAUGCAUACUCAAAGUACAUUUUCAAUAGCGCUUACUUUGAUUUCUUUAUUGAUAGCUGGACAAGUUUUAGUUCGUGGAGAAGAAAAUGUAGAAGAAACGGAAAUCAAGCCACUCACGUUUGAAAAUGAUAUCUGUUCCCUUUAUGAUAACUCUAAAUUAAUUGAUUCUAUGCUUUUUGAAAGAAAGUACAAACCGUUGGUAGUAAUAAUAGCAGAAAAAUUUAUUGACGGUAUAAAUAGAGUUAGAAAUUCGAGUGAAAGCAAAAGAAUAUUAAAUGAUUUUUGGAUCAAGAACAACCCUUAUUACAGUCAGUUACAUGAAGCAUUGAAAAAUAUCCAUCUAUACCAAGCCAACGAUACCUAUUAUUUCGUUUAUCCAGUAGACUUUCAAGACCAUUUUUUGACCGUAUAUUCCCAAAGGAAGCUGUUAGAUAACAAUUUAGGCAUCACCUUUGAUUUUGUUAAUGUAAAGAAAGAGUCUCCUUUCUAUGAAGAUAUUUUAAUUCCAUUGGAACCAAGAUGUACCAAUUGUCCUCUUGCGAGAUAUAUAGGCGAAAAGCUACAAAAAGGUGAAAGCUUCUCGGAAUUAUUCGAGUUACGUAAUCAAUUAUUUAGAGAAAAAGAAGGAAAAAACUUUUCCUCUACAACAGUCAACGAUUAUGAUAUUUGUGAUUCGAUUGGGUUUAACAUAAAUUCUCAAAGCAUGACUUCUUUAUUGCACUUUAACUCAAGAUUAAAACAAAUUCAAAACAAUAACGUGAGUGUAGAAAGAAGUAAAAAAAGAAGUACUGUAGAAAAAAACUUAAUUUGCUUUCAGUCUAGAAAUCUGGAUGUGAUGAAUUUUGAGAUUAAUGAACAUUAUUUAAUCGGUCUUAUUAUUGCAAAUGAUUAUUUAAAUUUGAUCAAUAACACUGUAUCUUCAUUGAAAAGCAAUGAUAGUUCAUUUGGCAAUCUUUGUGAAAAUAAACACAAAAUAAGAAUACUUAAUUUAUUUUGUUUCAUGACAGAAAUAUCAGAUGUUACAUCUCACAACAUACCAGCGUGGACAGAUGCUCUAAAAAAAAUUGUUACCAAACCAUUAAGUAGCAUAUUAGAAUUGUUUAACAGUUUAAUAGAUUUGUAUAAAAAUGAAUAUACUAUAAGCGAAAAUGAAAUUUUCUUCACGCUCGAUUAUCUUAAACGGGAAAUGCUAAAUGCAACUGAAAAUUUGAGAUAUGUAAUGACUGCUGUCUAUGCCCUUGUUGAUAAUUCUUUGAGAGUAAAUAAUCAUUUCGAUUAUAACAUUGAGUACACUUCAAUCUGCACUAUUUACAAUCACUGGGAAAUCAUUGAUGCUCUACUCUUUGAGGUGAAAUUCAAGAGAUUAGUGAUAAUCGUGACAGAGAGUAUGAGAGAAGGAAUUAGAACUGUUAAUCAAAUAAGAGCUAGGAGACUAGUGCCAAAAGUAAGACGAGAAGAUCUUCAUUAUUCUGAACAGUUUUUGUACGAUUUCAUAAUAAAACAUAUUUAUUUGGUUCAAUCCAAUGAUACUCAUUAUUAUGUCUAUCCAACGAUCGACGACAGAAAUAACAACUCAUUAAUUGUCUACUUUGAAUACAAGAUGAUUAGUGAUUAUUCUAAGGUUGUAUUUUAUUUCGUAAACUUUAAGCGUUAUUUUUCUCUUGACGCACAAGCUCGUCCUUAUAAUUCUUUGGUUAUUUCUGCACUGCCAGAUAAUUGUGACAUAUCUUCAGGAAAAUGUAAGACACACUUUAUAAAUCCCAGUUAUUUAAUAGAACUACAUCAAAAUUUUGAAAAUCACUUUCCACAAUAUUCUCCUCUGUAUGUAUCUUUGUACAAUAAAUUGACAGAAUUUAUAAACAGUCACGUUUCAUAUCCAAAUAACAGUGAUUACAUUAAAUACUCUAAGGAAUUUUAUAAAUUUUUGAAACAACAACAAAUUUUUUAUAACGCAUUCUAUUUAUUUAGAGGCAUGCCGUGCAUAUCUUCGAGGAAAUUAAAUAAUAGAAUCGAUUUGGAUUUUAGUAUCACUGAAUUUAACGAUGUUUUUUACUUUUAUGAAUUACAAGCUUAUGCUCAUGAAAACAUAAUCUCAAUAAAUUACAAAGAUAAUACUAAUUUAUAUCCUCUUUGUAGUAAUAAGCAUUUUUAUAAAUUUUUAAAAUUCUUUUGCUUUUUAAAAAUAAAUUAUAUUGAAGAUAUGCUAAAAGUUAUUGCUGAGAAAUUUGAUGUAUUUAGCUACAUGAAAAGUAUUGUUGAAAAUGAGAAAAAUGAUAUUACUGAAUAUUUGAUAAAAACGAAGGGAUGGAUAGAGAAAUUAUUCUUAAUGAGGUAUAUUGAUUAUAAGUAUAAUGAAUCUCGAAUGUUUAAAGAAUCAGAUGCUCUUUACUCUCAAAUACCAAAAAUUACCUUAAAUGGUGCUGAUUUGUCUAACAAAAUUUAUUCGAUUGUUAAAAACAAUACAAUUUUUCUGCAAUGUGAAAAAUUAGGAUUUGUCGCUACCAAUGAAACCGCUUCAAAUGGUGAUAAUUCGUCAACAGAAAACUAUUUAAUAUUAAGUGAAAGUAAAACGUCUACUCAAUUUCAAGAAACAGUUAUUAACAAAAAGGAAGAAAUAUCCCCGUGUCUUGAACCUCCCGAUUCGAAAUUUUGACCCUACUUAGCCUCUGAAAAUGUAGGGCUUAUUUAGGUUUAGCAGUCGUAAAGUAGGGUCUGAUUUCAAUAAAAAUUUUUUAAAUUAGACCUUCCUUUGACUCCCAAAACAGGCUGAAAUUUAAAGUAGGGUUUAAAUUUCGACUCGGGCUAGUUACAUGUAAGCUUGCAGGAAACAUGCAUUGUAAAUUUGCUGCAUAUUGGCAGAAUGUUCUCACAACUCCAUAGAAUGUAUAGUAUAAUAAUAAAAAAUAAUACUUUUAUUACA